AUGAAAAGGACCCUACAUCCGUUACGAAAAUACCCCGGUCCUAUCCUUGGGCACGCCACACACCUUACGUGGCAAAUACAGAGCUACCGAGGGCGCUUUCUUAUGUGGUUACAUGAGUUGCACCAACAAUAUGGUCCUGUUGUUCGAUACGGUCCCAAUUACCUUUCAAGCAUUGAUCUUAAAACAUGGAAGGAAGUCUAUGGACACGGUGUGCCUCAAUGGCAAAAGGAUCCUAACUUGCUGGGCUCAGAUCCUUUUGGAGAGCCAGUCGGCAUAAUGAGAGCUGAUGACAUUUCGCACGCCAGACAACGAAAACUUGUUGCACAUGCUUUUAGUGACAAGACUUUAAGAGAGCAGGAAGGCAUUGUUAAAGGCUACGUCGCACUUCUCGUGGAUAAAAUCCGGCAAGAUGCAGUAAAGAAUAACGGAAAAGUGGAUCUAGUCGCCUGGUUCAAUUUCGCCACGUUCGACAUAAUGGCUGACUUAACUUUUGGCGAAUCGCUACACCAACUAGCUGGAUCCAUGUACUCUCCGUGGGUCAAAUCGAUCUUUAGUUAUAUUAAAGCCUUUCAGCUUAUUGGCCUAACGACACAGUGGCCGCUGCUGACGAAAUUGCUCUUAUUAUUCAUCCCUGCUAAACUCAUGAAAGAGCGGGCUGAUGUGUUCCGCUUCGCUACCGAAAAGGUCGAGGGCCGUCUCAAGAAGAGGAAAGUCAAACGUACCGAGACGACCGCCACCUUACUAAGUGGACUCUUCUAUUACCUGCUGUGCGAUAAGAAACGGUAUGAAAGGCUUGUCAAAGAUAUCCGAGGAGCGUUCCCUACGUACGAAGACGUGGAAAUGUCCCGUUUGGCAGAGCAGAAGUUCCUUCAGGCUUGCAUAGAUGAAGCACUAAGACUCUAUCCACCAGUUGCAACGGGUUCUCCGAGACAGACACCGAAGGGUGGUGCGCGAUUCGGGAAAGACUUUGUGCCCGAUGGGACGAAAGUUCAAGUAUCUACAUACGCGGCCUAUCAUUCAGCACUUAAUUUCAAAAACCCCGACAGCUUUAUCCCUGGGCGAUGGCUCCCCGAAUGCCAAGCAGAAUAUAUUUCAGACAAGAGGGAUGUCGUACAACCCUUUUCGUACGGGCCUAGGAAUUGUUUAGGCAAAAAUCUUGCUUACCACGAGAUGCGAUUUAUUGCGGCAAGCAUACCUUGGCACUAUGAUGUUGAACUCUGCCCAGAAUCAGAAAAUUGGCUCGAUCACCCAGUGUACUUUUUAUGGGAUAAGCCGCCACUUGUUGUUAGGCUGAGACCUGUCGAGCGUUGA
This is a messenger RNA of Exserohilum turcica Et28A, 1311 nucleotides long. RefSeq lists its product as uncharacterized. Gene Ontology annotation, molecular function: oxidoreductase activity, acting on paired donors, with incorporation or reduction of molecular oxygen; monooxygenase activity; heme binding. NCBI's taxonomy places the organism in Eukaryota, Fungi, Ascomycota, Dothideomycetes, Pleosporales, Pleosporaceae. The coding region runs from base 1 to 1311 and encodes 436 amino acids. The record is from RefSeq and is a predicted model, not a curated record. The transcript has 4 exons.